CAGCUCAGUUACAUCCAAUGAGAUUAAGCGGCGAGCGCCAUCUCUUCAUUGCUCCUCCCCACCAUGACAAGGACCUCCUGCUCCUCGUCUGACUUUCUCGGAGCUGAUUCUCUUCGAAGAUCCCGCUCUCAUAAUCCCUUCCUUCAAUCUUAUCGCUCAGAGGCAAGAGUCUCUCGUUCUUCAAUCAUUCCCACCGCUCUCUUUCGUCGUCUCGAUAUCACAGAUGACAUGUCGGCUCACUCCAAGGACCCUCUGUUGACCCUCUCCCUCUCUUCCCCCUCCUUCCUAGACUCGACGGUUCAAGAUGACAUGACCUCGUUCCCUCUCUACGACAUAAAAACAGACACAACACUCUCAGAAAUCUCCAGAUCUGACGAGUGGGGCAAUACUUUCCAGGCUGCGUCCAUAAAGUGGCCAAAGCACGUUUAUCAGAACAAGGGGAAAGGAAAGGCUACUGACGGAGUUCAGGUUCAGCUACGAAGUGGUCGUUGGAAGAGUGUCGAUACAUUCUUAUCACCGGUGACCGUGUUGAACUCUGCGCGCAAGUUUUACAUUCCAGGAUACUCUCAUCCUUUGAAGUGGAAGGCAGUGGGAUCCUCGUUUGAGUGUGUUGCUGCUUCAGCUAAAGGUCCGAUUGCUAUAUUGGACCUUGUGGAUCCCCUGUCGCCAAAACUGAUGAUCUUUGAGACGCUUCAUGACAAGCAUGACACUCGCCCCAUGAAUGUCCACCGAGGCGUUUCCCUUUUACUGCUCGACUACUUACUGGUUUCUGCUCUACUUCUGGUUACAGACUCACAAGAAUGGACGAAUCUGCGAAAAUCUGAAGGGGAAUCCAGCUCCUCUCCCUUACAAGCGCGGCGGUCACUUAGUGGAUCAGUGUCUCCGAGAUCCAUUUCCGCCACCUCAACCUCUGCUUCACAGUGGAGAAAAAUUAUGUACGGCGAACCUAUGUACCCAAAACGUUUGUCAAGCACUUCACAACCGCCUUCCACCCCUACCUCUGCCGGACAGAUGGCGAAAAUCAUGUUCGGAAAGCCACUUUACCCCUCAUUACGAACUAGUUCCGACUAUUCCUGUUGCCCGCCCGACUUUGAUAGCGACGCGGACACUAGUGACAGCGACAGCGAAAGGCCGGAAGCUGAAGAUUCCGAACACGAGGAUGAAGAGGAAGAGGAAGAGGAAGGGGUGGGAGUACAAGUAGUGACCCCUUCAAGGCAGCCGUCUCGUGCUCCGAGUCCUUCUGAGGAAUCGGUCCUCUAUCCUUUGACAACCUCUUCUGCACCCUCCCACACUUAUCUGGACCCUUUGUUUUACAACGAGUUCAACGUACCUCCUGUCCCCAAGAUACCUACCCAGUACGCGGCUUCAGCCAGUUCUAGUCGCGUACCAAGCCCGAUUACACCCGGGCCGUCUUCUAGCAUUAACAGGAGAUUCAGGGAGCUUCCCAGACCUCCAUCAUCAUCCCACAGAUCGCAAUCAACUCCACGACCUCGGACGGCAGAUCCCAGCACUUCUAGUCCUGUGGAGAGCAUGGCGUCGUCAGCGUCAGAUGACCGGCGCCCGUCCUAUGAUGCCGCUUUCCUGGUUUCCACGCCGCUCAGAAUGCUCCCCUUACCUCCUCCAGGAAGUCCUGUUGAUGGUCUAGGACCUGUUCAUCCAUUGAGACACAGUCAAAGCUCUGGUCGCCCACUCCACAGUCGAUAUAAUGACAAGCGGUCUUCCCGAUCCGCCAAUCGUACGCUUCCCCCCACACCCAGUCAGGAUAGUCAUUUUCCGAAGCGUUCAUUUGGUGACCUUGCGGAUUGGCUAUCCUCCACGGAUUGGCCAGGUCCACAUGCAUCCACCAGCUAUGGACGAGACUCCCUAAUAGGAAUUGAUUGUCCACCGCCUGCCUACAACUCGAUCGAUUUUAGUCAGCCCACAAUACCGACAUCUGUUACAUCACUUCCGCCCGCCCAUCCUCCACCGCACGGCUCAUCUUCUCCUGGAACUGCUCUCUGAAGGAAACAAUUGUACCUUGUCGGCGCGGCCGAACUAAAACGAUAAUAAUGUAAAGCUAAACAACAUCGCCAUUUCGACAUGUUGUAAUUUUUCCAUCACAUUAGUGCCACUCUCUCGGUUCCAAGAGCAUCGUUGUUCACACCCCCACACCUUUUCAUCUCCACUCCACUCUUCCCCGCCCCCCGGUGCGGAGGAUAGAGAAUUAUCUGGGAGUCGAGACGAGAAUUCAUCUCCUUCCGACCCCAUCUUCCUUUGUCCCUGGUGGAAUUAGCAGCCUUGAACCUUUCUUCAUCAUAAUCUUAUGCUUUACGUUUAAAACCCUAGUCGUUCUGGAACCGGUUAUCUUUACGCUAUCCUCAUCUUAAUGCUCAUCAUCUAUUUUAGAAUUAGCUGCGGUCUUAUUCCCCCUCACAGCAUUUUAGUUUUCUCCCCUUAUUUGUCGUCAUCACCAUCCGUCCAUCUCAUCCAUCUCACUCCUCUCUUCAACGGGUGGUGAUAUGUCUGGGGCAUUCGCUUACCUUCUUCAUCCUCAAUCGUCGUGUUUCAUAAUCCGCACCCCUCCUUAUUGUUCGCUUUCGUCUACUAUCUGCCCCCGAAUCAUUCUGCACUACAUCUGUUUGUAUUUUUGACAUGCUUUGAUCUUUUUUUAUCAUUCUUCGUGAUGUUGGGUGUACUGCUCGGCUGUAUGUAGCUCCCCUACGCUGUGCCCACUUAGAAAGUAUUGUAUGACGGGGACAUUUGAGGAGUUGUAAAGUAACAAUGUCUUCGCUACCUUCCCAAAUCUCGUCUGCUUUAUCUCGUAACUAAUGUUUAGCUUGGAAGUAAAUAAAGGAAUGCAACA
This is a messenger RNA of Marasmius oreades (fairy-ring Marasmius), 2842 nucleotides long. RefSeq lists its product as uncharacterized. Lineage: Eukaryota; Fungi; Basidiomycota; Agaricomycetes; Agaricales; Marasmiaceae. The record is from RefSeq and is a predicted model, not a curated record. The coding region runs from base 64 to 2001 and encodes 645 amino acids. The transcript has 3 exons.